Durusdinium trenchii is the source of this 1587-nucleotide messenger RNA. Lineage: Eukaryota; Dinophyceae; Suessiales; Symbiodiniaceae. The record is from the annotation of a GenBank genome assembly.
CAGUGCUUUUGGCCUUUCUUCAGGUGGACCGACAAUUUGACCAGCUGAAUGAACAAUGCGACAAGAGAACUACGUAACUACGGACUUCUCUCAAGAAUCAGAAAAUAGACGCUUUUUGACACUACGGGUCAUAUACUCAAAAGUAGAUAUUCCUCGUUCGAUGUAUAUAGGUGGAGGACAACACAUUCCCUGCAAUGUCCUUUCUUCGCAGCAGCAGACGAUGUUUUGAUCACGUCCAAACUAGCUAGCGAUUGGGGAGACAAUGCACUCUAAGGCCUGAAUUUGAUAAAAGUGGUCUUGCAAAAAAGCCAGUAUAGAACUACUUUACUUCGAGCAGUGAGCCCCACCCGGAAAGGCAAUUUGGAAGAAGGGUCUGCAUACUCUUCAAAUCCAGCCAUAAACUCACUCAGCCAAAACUUGCGGCCUUUUGUCCCACAGGCGGACAUUUUCUCAGGGCUGUUGACCUUGUCCUAAUCAGCAGACAACAUGCGAGAAAAGAACCAGGUACCCGUGCGAGAUGAGGUAGGGGUUGGGAGCCUGAGAACUUGUUUCAGGCCCCAUUUUCCAUUUUUGCAUCUUUUUGUAUGCAAAAGCUUGCUGUGCGAAACCCCUGGUUGUGAUGGGUCACUGUUGCCCUCGCCGAAGCACUUUUUGUAUCGAACACCGCAGCCUCCUGGUGCCAUGACCAUGACCAAGACGCGUGCCAUGAGGGGCCUUGCCGUCCUUGCUGCUGGGGCUUUGGCUGCUUGCGCAUUCGUCGGGCCACAGGCGCCCUUGGUCUCCCGGGGAGACCUUAGCACCAUGCGUGCCGCUGGCGAGUACACCGGCUUCGUGCCAGACAUGCAGCGCCGACAGCUCAUGAACUUUGUGCUGGUGACCACAGCUGGCAUCCCUGUCCUGGUGGCCUUGGGCUGCUACCUUUGGUACUUCGUGCCUCCUGUGUCAGGUGGUGGCGGAGGAGCACAGCUUGCUGGAGACGUGGAUGGCAAUCCUGUCGCCCUGGAGUCUUGGGUGAAGAGCCACAAGGACAACGACCGUGAGCUGGUGCAGGGACUGAAGGGUGAGCCCUACUACCUCAUCUCCACCCCAGACAACAUCAAGGACUUUGCGCUUCUGUCCGUGUGCACUCACCUUGGCUGCGUGGUGCCUUGGAACAAGGCUGCCAACAAGUUCUGCUGCCCUUGCCACGGAUCCCAGUACGAUGAGAAUGGCAAGGUUGUACGUGGCCCUGCUCCACUUUCCUUGGCCUUGGCUCACACCACUACCCUGAACGGCAACUUGGCAUUGAGCCCUUGGACUGAGCAGGACUUCCGCACCGGCGAGGACCCUUGGUGGAAGUGAGUAGAUAAGACAUGCUUCGCUAGUUGCCACGGGCAACUGGAUUGAUUCAGCAAGAGCCCCGUAAAGCUGUUUUCCAUUUUUCCACGGUGCUAGUCCACUAAUCUGCUUGUGUGUAUGUGUGUGCGUGUGUGCAGUUCACGGUUUAAUCUGCUUCUGUGCUUUGUUCUAUUCUGAGAUCGUGUUCAUUUGGCGCGAAGCGAAGUGCUUUGACGGACCACUGCUGGAUACAAAAAUGUGGUGCAACAA